AGAAUAAUUUGCCUUAUUCUGAGAUAUGGGCUAUACUAAACAAAUUUGGGCCGAGAUGUUGCAGAAGGGUUUUGUCAGGCCCACCCAAACAAACUGUGCUAGUGGGCUAUAGUAGACCGCCAGAGGCGGAUGACGGCGGCGUUAUCCGACCGUACUAACGGAGUAUACAACCGCCGGCUGUCGGCUGAUAUUCUCCACAUUGACUAAUUUAACCCUUAUCUGACCAUUUCCUUUUCAACUCUCGUUGAGCCUCAAAACCGUAGAGAAAACUUUUCUCCUCUGUCGCGGCCAUGGAGGCUCUCUUCUCCGCCGUCCACUACUGGCUGGUGGAGCAUCCAGCCAUCACCCAAUACGAGUGGAAACAAGGCCACACAUUAGGCUCCUCACCACUUUUCCUCGCCGUCACAGUCACCGCCUACCUCGCCGUCACUCUCUCCCUCCACCGCUUCGCCUUCCUCCCGCCGCUCUCCGCCGUCGCCCUCCGCUUCAUCACCGCCGCGCACAACCUCAUCCUCUGCCUCCUCUCCCUCGUCAUGGCCGUCGGCUGCUCCCUCGCCGCCUUCCAUCAAAUGCCCAAUCGCGACUGGAGAUGGGCGGUCUGCUUCCCGGCCAAUCACACCCCCCCGCGCGGGCCCACAUUCUUCUGGGCCCACGUCUUCUAUUUCUCGAAGAUUCUGGAAUUUAUAGAUACCCUCCUGAUCGUCCUCGGUGGGUCCAGCUCCCGCUCCCGGCGGCUCUCCUUCCUCCACGUCUACCACCACGCCGUGGUGGUGGUCAUGUGCUACCUCUGGCUAUCGACGGCGCAGACUCUCCUCCCGGUGGCGCUUGUCACCAACGCGUCAGUUCACGUGCUAAUGUACGGCUAUUACUUGCUCUGCACCCUCGGCCGCCGUCCGCGGUGGAAGAGAUUGGUCACAGACUGUCAGAUUAUCCAGUUUGUCUUUAGCUUUAUGGUUUCGGGCUUGAUGCUGUAUUAUCACUUUACCGGGUCGGGUUGCUCCGGAAUACUGGGUUGGUGCUUCAAUGCUGUUUUCAAUGCUUCCCUUUUGGCACUAUUCCUAGACUUCCACUCCAAGAAUUAUCAUGCCAAGAAGAAAGAUCAUGAGAAGAAUAAAUAGUCAUGAUUUGUAGCAAUCAAUUAUUGUAUUUUGUCAAAAGAUUUGAUUUUUUUGUCAUUUUUUUUUAAUGACAAAAGAAACCCGUAG
This is a messenger RNA of Ipomoea nil (Japanese morning glory), 1205 nucleotides long. Its product is annotated as elongation of fatty acids protein 3-like. Gene Ontology annotation, biological process: fatty acid elongation, saturated fatty acid; very long-chain fatty acid biosynthetic process; fatty acid elongation, polyunsaturated fatty acid. Gene Ontology annotation, molecular function: fatty acid elongase activity. The transcript has a single exon. The coding region runs from base 291 to 1118 and encodes 275 amino acids. The record is from RefSeq and is a predicted model, not a curated record. Gene Ontology annotation, cellular component: endoplasmic reticulum membrane. Lineage: Eukaryota; Viridiplantae; Streptophyta; Magnoliopsida; Solanales; Convolvulaceae.